Molecule: messenger RNA, 508 nt
Organism: Quercus robur (English oak)
Lineage: Eukaryota; Viridiplantae; Streptophyta; Magnoliopsida; Fagales; Fagaceae
Exons: 3
Coding region: 1-414 (137 amino acids)
Molecular function (GO): protein binding
Source: RefSeq, a predicted model, not a curated record
AUGCACGACAAAAUGUCACCGGGGCUCAAGACUUAUUUCAAAACCCCAGAAGGACGUUAUAAGCUACAUUACGAGAAGACUCACCCUUCAGGUCUCCUUCAUUAUGCUCAUGGCAAAACCAUCACUCAGGACUAUUUUAUUUCAAAUUUAUUAACGUGUAUUUCUGGAAGGUGUUUGGUUGAUUCUCACGUUCUGGGAUUUUCUAAAAAGUCCAUGGGUCAUUGGGGUCUUCGAUUAAGAUUAAUAUAUAGUAGUAAUAAUAGGAUUGGGUCAUUGGGGUCUUUGAGUUCUAGUAAUUCAAUGGGUAAUUCAAACUUCGAUGGUAAAGGUUCUUAUUUGGUCUUCAAUGUUGGAGAUGCUAUCUUUAUAAGCGAUAUGAAUUCUCAAGACAAGGUAGUUUGGUAUUUUAGUUAGUUGAGUGGUCAAACAAUGAAAUUUGAAAUUUAUGUUAGUUAGUUCAGUCUUUUUUUUUUUUGUUACAAUUUCUUGGCAACCAAAUGGUGUUGAA